Molecule: messenger RNA, 1224 nt
Organism: Thlaspi arvense
Lineage: Eukaryota; Viridiplantae; Streptophyta; Magnoliopsida; Brassicales; Brassicaceae
Source: the annotation of a GenBank genome assembly
CUGAGAUUAAACAAAAACUACGGAGGCCAAAUACGUAAAUCCCGCAAAAUCCGAGACUCAUAAAUAAGAUCAGCCGGGGAAAGCUCGAGUUGACUCACUUUUCACUCAAGAAAGGAAAUGAAUAAAAUCUCUUUUGGCAAAAAAAAGAAGAAGUAAAAACGCUCUCAAAACGUUACAGUGCCUCUUACGUACCCUUUCUUCUAGCUAUCUUUAAUGGCGUCCGAAGAGAGCUUGCUGAUCAACACUUGUUCCAUUCUAAACGACGAGUACGACGACACAGACGAUGGGUUUCAUUAUCAGACCAGGCAAAGCAGUUUGUCUAGGUUAUCAAUCUGCACGAGCUCCUUUCACGAAGACGACGAAGAUCAUUGCGCAACUCACCCUUCAGAAUUGGGUAAUUUCAUCUCCGAGCUAUCGCUAGAGAGCUUCGACGUCGGAGCCGAGGCGGACGGAGAAAUCUCCGAUGACGGUGAAGAUUCCGAUUCCGACAAGGAAUCUCCUGGAUUUUACUCUCUCCCGACGACGAUCAUGUCUCGUCGGAGAAGAAAACUCUCUGUUGUUUCGACCGGUUUACAAAAAGAGAAUGAGAUGAGAGUCGAUGGCAGUAAGUGUGGUUUAGUUAAACAGAGAAGGGUAUUAAGGGAAAAGAGUAAAAGAGGGAACCAUUAUUACGGUCACGGGUUUAACGGUGUGGAGAGAGAAAGCGACGGAGACGGAAACCGUAACGGCGGAGGAAGAGGAGAAGAAUUGACGGUGUUAACGAAGGUGAGAGGAGGAAAGAAGUCGAUGAAGAUGGGGUUUGAAGAAGUGAAGGCUUGUAGAGAUCUCGGGUUCGAUUUCGAAGUUCCGGGUCGGGUUUCAGUAUCCACCGGGUCAAACCGGGAGACGCAGACUAGUAGUGGCGGCAACUCUCCGAUUGCCAACUGGCGAAUCUCUAGUCCAGGGGAUGAUCCGAAAGAGGUUAAGGCGAGACUAAAGAUGUGGGCACAAGCGGUAGCUUUAGCUUCUGCAUCACGUUAAGCUUAUAAUUAUGUUAGGGUUUGUCUUUGGAAAAUUUAGGUUUUUGUCUCAUAGUUUUUUCUUGUAGCGGUAGUAACUCGUUUUGUGAAUAUGAAAGCUUUAUAUUGAUUGUUUCGUUGAAUGUUUUUAUAAAAACAAAACUCCAUACACAAAUUACUUGUAAAGAAACCAUUCACGUGGAUUAUGUGUUACUCUGUUUUUAUC